UCUUUAGUCGAGUUCAAUCAGCUGAGCAGCACAGGCACAGUAAGGAUUGUAAACGCCAACAUGCGUUUACUUCGGUAUCUGUUGAUUUUGCAAGUCUUUGGAAAUAUUUUUUGUAUCGCAACUGGAAAUCACACUAACCAGGUCAGACUCUGGUUCGAUCCGCAGGAUUAUACAUCUACCUUAGGAGAGGGAGUGAUUUUGAUUCUAUGGGCGGAUGGCUCAGCGACUUCCAAUUUAUCAGUGAGAUUCAGCGUCAUUAGCGCCAGUUAUGUGCGCGUUGUUCCUGAGAUUAUGGAAAUUUACGAGUAUGACAGUUUUCACUGUAAUGCUACAAAGUUAGAAGCCACGGGCUUACGAGCUGGUAGAUUUAUUGUUAAAGGAUAUGUCGCCCCCGAUGACGCUGCUGACAAUCGUAGAUUAUUUGCGCAAAUGAAGAUUGCACUGAAUGGCUAUAUGAUUUAUGCUUCACUAUUGGUUGGAUGGGCAUAUACAGCUUGUUGGUCUAUAGGGGACUAUCCGCAGAUUAUUCUAAAUCAUCGAAAGAGGAGUGUUGUUGGUUUAAGUUUUGAUUAUCUGUAUAUGAAUAUUGUAGGAAAUUUGUGCUAUGCAACGUUUAAUGCAUGUAUGUACUGGAGCAAAUACGUAGAGCAAGAAUACUUUGACCGUCAUCCUUUUGGAUUAAAUCCAGUAAUUGGCAAUGAUGUAGGCUACUCUAUACAUGCGCUAUUGGCUACAGCAAUGACAUUGCUGCAGUGUUACAUCUUCGAUAAUGGUGGAAACUCCAUUUCUAUUCCUGCAAAAGGAAUGAUUGCAACAUACGUACUAAUAAUUUUAAUAGCAUUCGUGCUAGUCACUUUCAGAGUCUUGCACUGGUUGGACUUUCUUUACGUACUUAGCUAUAUUAAACUAUCGACCAAUUUGGUCAAGUACUUCCCGCAGGUCUAUAUUAACUACAAGCGUCAGAGUACGGCUGGCUUUGCCAUUAUGAAUCGUUUGCUAGAUCUUGUAGGAGGUUUAUUAUCAAUUUUGCAGAUGAUAAUCAACGCUUGGAACUUUGACGAUUGGGACUCCAUAUUCGGUAGUCCAGUGAAAUUUGCGCUUGGACUAGUUUCGAUUAUUUUCGAUGUGAUUUUUAUUAUCCAGCAUUUCUAUUUAUAUAGGAAACCUGCAGAAAUCUCCGUUUUCCAAAGUGAAGUCACAAAAAUUAGUCUGCCUUCAAACACUUGAGCCCAUUUUUUUAAUAAUUUUCUUUCUCUGAUAAAACUGCUGUUUUGUUCGAUUAUUGUCUUAUA
Messenger RNA from Sabethes cyaneus, 1292 nucleotides. RefSeq names its product cystinosin homolog. The record is from RefSeq and is a predicted model, not a curated record. Gene Ontology annotation, biological process: L-cystine transport. Gene Ontology annotation, molecular function: L-cystine transmembrane transporter activity. Gene Ontology annotation, cellular component: lysosomal membrane. Lineage: Eukaryota; Metazoa; Arthropoda; Insecta; Diptera; Culicidae. The transcript is spliced from 5 exons. Bases 61 to 1227 code for a protein of 388 amino acids.